AACCGCAAGGCCAAAAUAACAACAAAUAGGUGUGCAUGCAUUUUGUUUACAUUACUUAUCUUCAAUGAUUUCCCAAAUGUCUGCUUUUCUAAGAAACGCCAAAAGCAGGACACAAAUUUCGCUCAGAACACAUGGCAUGCGCUAUAUACAGUGAAAGAACAGUGCAUGACCUCUGAACUCCCACGCACCUUCUCAUUAGAUUGGCAAAUACAUUAUUAUAAAGAAAUUAUAAAUAAACAAAUGACGUGCUGGGAAGUAAAAGUACAAAUGCUUUUCUAUGUUAAGUAGACUUUUAGGUAGCUGUACAGUACUUUAUUAUUCUUUCUCUUCAUAUAUAAUAUAAUUAUAUCUUCUUGUAAUGUUUUAUAAUCUUAGAAAAAACUAAUAAUCUAAAUGGGUCUGUGCUUGUUAUGUUGGAACAUAUUCGGAGGUUGGUUGGGUUCCCACUGUGGUCCAGAUCAGAGAAAGGAAUUUCGUAUUUGGUUCUGGAUCAGCCCUCUUCGGGGCGCUGUUUUGUGUUCAGGCCCAUCACUCUGACAUUUCACUCUCCUGCAUAUUCCCUUGUUCAAUACAACAGAGUUUGAAUUAUGUCAGAGGGGUGUAAUAAAAAGGAUUUAAGUGAGAAUUGGAGAGAUAAAAAUCCAAUGUCGAACAGUACACGAGUAAUUCUUCACAUUGUGUCUCCUUGCACCGUUUCAUUUGUUCCCUUUCCUCUCCUGUUGUGAGUGUGUGUGUAAUGAGGAUUAACCUAGUGCCUCAGCUGAUGCUGACUGGAAUGACAUUCAACACAUUUGCAAAAGCUGGAUUUGAAAGAGAAGGAGAGACCGGUAAGUAGACACACUUUCAUUUAAUUUCAACAUCUAGGCAGCCUCGACUUUACACACUUCUGUAGACACGCCACGAACCUUUCAACCCGGCCGACUAUCCUGAUUAUACUCCUGUACUUGGCAUGGUGCCUUUUGGCCCAAGUCUCUUGCAGGGUGUCUGUAAAUGGGUUAGUUAGUUAGGCCAGGAGACAGACAACCUGUGACUUGCUUGUAAUGACCUGUAAGCUCUUGCUGGCCAGCAAACACUUUAGAAUGUGCGCAAUGACGUGCGAUGGGGUUCAGACUGGACAUGUGAUGACCACUUGGUUUACUUCCUACUCAACAUACCAAGGUAAGAACGCACAGCAUUUUUUUUUCUUUACUACCAUUUUCAUCCAUGCAGAUUAUGCACAAUCAUAAUCUAGUUAUAAUUUUUAUUUAUUUUCAGAUCCCCUGUGGUUUUUAAUGUCCUGAAUGUUUGUUUUAAUAAGUAUGUUUCGACUGAUUCGUUCCACCAUUUUUCUUUUUUCAUCGAAACUGUAUCCAGUUUCUAAUCGGGUCAUGCCUUGGCCACAAACAUAUCAGACUCCCCCAUGUUACUCCCGCUGAACUUUUUCCUUUUGGGCGUUGUACUCUUCACCUAAGCAGCCUUUGUGUUCUCUGUCAGCAUACUUGCAAAAAGAUUACAUAGAGAAGAAAAUAAAAGUUAAGUAUGCAGGAAAACCGCUGAGAGUUGCCGGACUCUGAUAAGCGUAGCGUUUGUACAUGCCAAUGGCAGACUAAAGGGUGAUGUUCUGCAUUACUUUUUUAAAAAAAAUUUAAAGCUUCCCACAGAUUGGAAAUCAUUCGGUUCAAACCCGUGGAAUGAAAACCAUGCAGUUAAAACUGUCUUCAUUUAGGGAGGGGGCGCGGCUUAGCUUCUUACACAUGCUCUUAUGACGAAGCAUAUGUUGAGGGGGAAAGCAUGGGCACUGGAAUUUGUGUUUCUGUGGAAAUGUGCAAGACACCUAAAAUAAAUUAUGUGCAUUUUUACCAGAAUACACUUAUGUGCCAAGGUUAGUUGUAAAACAAAAGUUCAUAUACCAGAAUGGGAGAAAAAACAUUAACCAUAAGUUCCUGGAAAGUGUAGAAAUUGCCAACUAUUGUAAAGUUUCAACAAUGUAGCACACAUUUGCAUUAGGUCUUAUUUCAAGCCAGAGUUCAUGGAGUUCAUUCAUACUGAACCUGCUUCAAUGUUAAUAUUUGCCACCAGCACCAACUUUGCUAUUCAUUUGACAGAUUCCUCAAUUUAAUUUAGGAUUAAAACAAAACAAAAAAAAUUGCUUGAAAUAAAAAAUAGCGUCGAUCGACCAAUGGAUUUUUUAAAAGCCUUAAAGCAUUUUAUUUAUUUUUAUUUAAAAUAAUUUUAUUUUUAUUGCACAAGUAUACUAGAACUUGUAGAAAUAAUUCAUCUCACUCCUACCAUGACCAUGUCAGUACCCAGACCUCAACCCAAUUGAAAAACCUGUUAAAUGAGCUAAACAGAAGACUGCAAAAAAAAUGUAUCUUCUUUAUAGUGGCGGGUGAACAAAUAAAAUAAAAUGUUCAUUUAAGGAAAAAAAUAAGGAGGUAAGGGAAUCAACCACCUGUUAGUGUUCUAUACUAAUAACAGGGUGAGUAAAAUUGAUCCACAAUCCACUUCUUAUUGUAUCAUCACUCGAUUCGUCAUGAGAAUAGCUCCCAGCAUGCCCAACCUUUAGCCAGUAUCAAUUGUUCAUGCGCAUGCAUCAUCGCUGCUGCAUGGCUGUGCGUCUCUCUGCAUGUGUGUCCGAGUGUAUAUGUGUGUGUGCGCGAGUUAGUGAGGGAGUGGGAGGAACAGAGGAGUAAUGAGAGAGGUUCGAGAGCUCAAUGGCCAGUUAAAUAUGGCUGUCCCCGUGUACUAGUCUAUGCUGUUUUUCCCUUGGCAAGGAUUUUCCCAAUUGUUUUUAUUUGCUGCUGCUGCUGCUCCUGCUCCUGACUUUUAUCAAACUCACUCAACAGUUGAUGGAGAAGAGGCAAACUUCUCUUGUCUGCAAUCACUCUUUCUUGGUGACAAACCCAUCAUAGUCUGCAGUCCCUUCUGUUCACCAUAUUGGUUCCCCUAAUGGGCACCAUAUCGGGCACCAAGACCAUCUUGCGUUCACCGACCCCUUCCCAGCCAUAACUACCUCAACAAAACACAACUACCAGCGUGACCCAAUGGAGACAAAAGAUCUGAUGAUGACCAGCAUGUUGACAAAGGACGAGCGGGAGAGCGAGACCGAGCGAGGAAAGGAGAGCCAGGAGGUGAAGGCAGAAGAGGAGGGCACGCAGGAUGAAAACUGUCGACUGAUGCUGGCCGACGGUCUUGCGGAGAGAGGACCCAAGAGUCCAACUCUUGGUCAGCAGGUGUCCAACGGCUUCACUACGUCCAGCCCUCAGAGCGCCAAAGAGGGAGCGGGCCUUUCCGCAGCUUACUCCGCAGGUUCGACCUCAGGGCCCGCAGGCGGCUCUGGAUCCGCCGCCCCGCUGGGAGGUCUCAGGACUCUGGUGGUCCAACAAACCAGCUUGGAUCGGCCGAGGGAAACUUGGAGCAAGAAGAUGGACUUCUUGCUCUCUGUGAUUGGCUACGCGGUGGACCUGGGAAAUGUGUGGCGUUUCCCGUACAUCUGCUACCAAAAUGGAGGAGGUGCCUUUUUACUUCCCUACCUGUUGAUGGCGGUGUUUGGAGGUGUGCCGCUCUUCUACAUGGAGCUGGCUCUCGGCCAGUUUCACCGCAAUGGCUGCAUCUCCAUCUGGAAACAUAUCUGCCCCAUCUUCAAAGGUAUCGGCUUUGCUAUCUGCGUCAUAGCCCUCUACAUUGCCUUCUAUUACAACACCAUCAUGGCGUGGGCCUUGUACUACCUGUUGUCGUCGUUCCAGUCCACCCUCCCCUGGACCACCUGCUCCAAUAGCUGGAACACGGGCAACUGUCACAGCUACAUGUCCACCGACAGUAAUAUUUCGUGGUCCAAUUUGUCCACGUCCCCCGCCGAGGAGUUCUAUACUCGACACGUUUUGCAGGUGCACCUCUCAUCGGGUCUGCAUCAGCUCGGUUCGGUCAGCUGGCAGUUAGCCCUUUGUUUGCUCUUCAUCUUCACCAUUGUCUACUUCAGCAUCUGGAAGGGAGUCAAAACAUCUGGGAAGGUGGUCUGGGUGACAGCAACUUUUCCCUAUGUGGUGCUCCUGGUGCUCCUCGUCCGUGGGGCCACUCUACCCGGGGCCUGGAGGGGUGUGGUGUUUUAUCUCAAACCUGAUUGGGAGAAACUGCUCAGUACUACCGUAUGGAUCGAUGCUGCAGCUCAGAUCUUCUUCUCACUGGGUCCGGGCUUUGGGGUUCUCCUUGCUUAUGCCAGCUACAACCCGUUUCACAACAACUGCUAUAAGGAUGCUUUGAUCACCAGCUCGGUGAAUUGCCUAACCAGCUUUCUGUCUGGCUUUGUGAUUUUUACUGUGCUGGGCUACAUGGCUGAGAUGAGGCAGCAGGAUGUUGAUGCUGUUGCUAAGGAUGCCGGACCCAGUCUGCUUUUUAUCAUUUAUGCCGAAGCCAUUGCGAACAUGCCAGCUGCAACCUUCUUUGCCAUAAUCUUCUUCCUCAUGAUCAUUAUGUUGGGUCUGGAUAGCACAUUUGCCGGUUUGGAGGGCGUGGUCACCGCCAUGCUUGACGAGUUCCCCAACGUCCUGGUUAAGAGACGAGAGCGUUUUGUCUUUGGUCUCGUUUGCGUCUGCUACCUCGGGGCGCUCUCCACCCUCACAUAUGGAGGAGCUUUUGUGGUGAAGUUGUUUGAGGAGUAUGCCACGGGCCCUGCCGUUAUCACUGUGGUGCUGCUUGAAGUCGUCGCAGUUUCCUGGUUCUAUGGCACCACCCGAUUCUGCAACGACAUCCAGCUCAUGCUCGGGUUCUACCCGGGAUGCUUUUGGAGGAUCUGCUGGGUCGCCAUCUGCCCCAUCUUUCUUCUGUUCAUUAUCAUCAGCUUCUUGGCCUUCCCGCCUGAGGUCAAGUUGUUUGACUACCAGUAUCCCCCUUGGACCACGGCCCUUGGCUACAGUAUUGGGGUGUCCUCAUUAAUCUGUGUGCCUGCUUACAUGGUCUACCACUUAAUCAAUGCCAAGGGCACAUUCAAACAGCGUUUAUCAAAGAGCAUCACUCCAGAGCCCAGCAAUGACCAACACAGAGGCUUUAUUGUCACCAAUGCAGUCUGAUCCGACCCGCCAGUUCGAAUUCAAGCUACUUAGAGGGCCCUCUUCUGGAUCCCUUGCAACAUUACAAAACUUGGAGGCUACCUUACACCACAUUUGCCUCUUUUUUUCUGACAUCUCUUGCACCCUAUGUCUUUGUGAAGCUGAAAUCUGGCCGUGUUGUUGGAUGUCGUGUAGGUAAAGACCGAUUACAUCAACCUUCUUUUUGAAUUCAGGUUGGCUCAAGUUUGUGAGCACGGUGUCUUUCCAUUUCUCUAAUGUGCAUCACUGCCUGUUUCAUUGGGUAAAACCUAUUUUGUAUUAUAAUUAUUUUAAUUCAUCUAAGCUAUAUAGCUUGUGUUUAAAUUGCACUUUAGUAGUAAUCAUUUCAAUUCGACGCUGCCCACAUGAUUACUUUUGUAUCAUUUAAGAUACAGUACUGGUAAGUUAUGCAUUAUAAUAUGUAGCAAAAUUCAGGUAUUCUCUCUCUCUCUCUUACAUCAUUGAAGCCAAAUAUAUAUUUGUUCUACUCUUAUUUCAUGACAGUAUUGUUGUUCCAUCUAUGUUGGACCAUAAGGACAGAGUUGCUAAGAGUUCUCGACACUGUGAAGCAGUGUGUGCUGCGUGUGCGUGCGUUGGUAUGUGUGUGAUGGCUAGAAAGACUGUUACAAUGGCCCCAAGAGAAAUUUACCUUCCAUAAGUGCAAACUAAAAUGUGCAUUCUAUCAAGUGUCCGCCUUCUGUCACUAUUUUCUUCACGCUUACUCAAUCACCUUCUGAGCUUGUAGUAAUGUUGCAGAGCCGUCAGUAAUAGAAACCAAAUAUGGACUUUAUACCAUCAAGUUCAACAUCUAAAAAUCUCCUUCCUUACAACCCAAAAGAGAGCAAUGGAGAGAAAUCUAGACUCAAAUAUGGUAAGUACUGUACAACCACGUGUAUUUCCUUGUCAGUGGUGUAAUCUAUCCUGUGAAUACAUGAAUGUGUGUGUUUAAUUUGUUAGUUGGUUUGGAUUUGAGUGUGUAUGUACUGCUGCGUAGGUAGGGAUGGUCAGCCUUAUGUGUGCAUGCCGUGAUGUGCGCGUAUAAUGUACUCGAGGCGUGUGUGUGUGUGUGUUUUGAGAACGAGAGAGAGCGAGAACAUGUGUAUAUACGAUAUUGGUCUCUUGUUGUUGUCAACUGCCAAAUUAUCUAAUGAAGGGUGAAAGUCUCCCUAGUUCCUCUCAAGCUUCUAGAUCUAUGUACUAUGUCUACAAAAGACUGUAUUGACAACCCUAACUGUAUAGAAUUAAGCUAUAGAAAUAUAUGAGAAGCAUCAAAUAAUAAAGAUAUAUGGAGAGAAAUAAAA
This is a messenger RNA of Syngnathus typhle (broad-nosed pipefish), 6364 nucleotides long. RefSeq names its product solute carrier family 6 member 4a (gene slc6a4a). Gene Ontology annotation, biological process: serotonin uptake; sodium ion transmembrane transport. The record is from RefSeq and is a predicted model, not a curated record. The transcript is spliced from 14 exons. Lineage: Eukaryota; Metazoa; Chordata; Actinopteri; Syngnathiformes; Syngnathidae. Gene Ontology annotation, cellular component: membrane; neuron projection. Gene Ontology annotation, molecular function: serotonin binding; serotonin:sodium:chloride symporter activity. Bases 3024 to 5045 code for a protein of 673 amino acids.